GACAGAUGGCGUAAGUUGUACCUUUGUAGACGACGUUUACGUGUUAUAAAGUGUUUGAUAUUUCGAGAAGGAAGAGCAAGCAGCUGAGACAGAAGAAGAUACGCGAUACGUAAAAGAUACGUUUACGCGAACUUUUUGUGAAACUGUGUAUGUAAAAAGCUGCCGUCGAGAGAGGAGGAUAAGUUCGAACAAAGUCGAACAGUUGCGAAAAUGGCGGCCAAGAGCGGUGGCAGUGAUGAGUGGUCAUCAGUAAUGAAACCAAUACUAGCAGUAUCGCAUGGAUCGUUUGAUAAAAACGAUGUCAUUGAAUUGGCAAAGAGUAUCGUUAAAUGCGAAAAUAAAUUUGUCUUUCACGAAGAACAAUAUGACACCUUCUACACGUCUGUCGCAGCCCUUACGGCUGAUCAUCUCAGCGGUUGCGCCAGUACAUUUUCGAAAAGUCAAAUAUCGAUAGUUUGUCAAGCGUGUAGAAUAUUACUUGGCCGCUUGGUAGACAAAUUGUCUGAAAUUCAACUGGGUGAUGGAACACCUACUAUUUUGAGCACAAAGCAGUUGUUGCUUCCAAUUCGUGCUCUUUGUAUGGGACAGUCGUUGCUUUCAUCCGCGGAUGAAGUAGCCUUAAUAGCUGCUAUAAAAAAUUCCAAGAUACCUCCUUGCGUCAAGUCCCAAUCACCUGGAGUUGAAAAAGAUUCUUCUCAGUCCUCGAAAGACUCUGCGAGGGUACGAUGCGAUCUCUCCAAUAGCAUUCUAGAACAAUUGACUAUGCCUCUACAAGACUUUACGCUGUCCGUGCCUCGUGUUAUCGAAAGUUCCAGCGAUGGGAGCAAUAAAAUUACCAAUGACAAUACAGCAAACGAACCUCACUCCGACACAAAGACAACAUUUGUUGUAAAUAAUAUAAAUAUUCUCCAAAGUAUGGGUGCAGGUGACAUCCUUCUGGACAUGUGUCUGAAUCUUCCACACUUGUCGCGGUACAUUCGUAAAUAUCAAGCGUAUUUAAACAAAAAAGGUUUCAGUUUACCUGCUAAUGCUUCGGAAGCACACGCUAUACGCCAUAGUCUGCAUUCCGUAGCAAAUGACAUUAAUAUCGUGCAUAAUGUAAUAUCUUUGCCAUUAUUGGAACCGCUGACUACGGUCAAGCUAGAAAAGCUAUCGGUGCUGACCAUGUCUUGUCUGUAUUGUUCGAUCGCGAACGCGACCGCGUCCAGCAUCGUUGGAAUAACGAAUGCGGUAUCGCCAAAAUGUAGUACAAAUACCUCUGCUGGAACACAAAUGAAUCAAAGUGGGAAAAAUAUGGAAGAAGAAUACGAUAGUUUGGCAAUUACCGUUGUCGAAAAGAGCCUCGAAAUAUUUGGACUAGUCUCGAAUGUGAUAAAAAACAGUACGCGAGCAGGUGGCCAUAUUUUACAGAAUCAUUUAUUAAUUGGUGUGUGGCUGUUGGUGACUGGUUUGCAAGCUCAACUUUCGGUAAGCAGUUUUAGCGCGGCAGACAAGGGUAAGGAAGAAAAGGGAAAAUCACCUAGUAAAGCACGCGAUGGAACUGCUCGUGUCAAUCUGAUGAAAGUCCAGCAAGGUUUUGGAGUGCUUUCAGUAGCCUUGGCUUCUCAUGCGCUCACCCUAAUGAGCGCUCUAUUGGAAGAUGUAUCGGUCGAAGCGAUUGCCGAUUCUUCGAUUCCACCUGAGCCAGCACCGUUAGAUAUUUUGUCCACCGCAACUGCGCUUCAGAGAGCAGUCACUUUCCUUCAAGCAGUACCGCUUAAUCAUUUAUUGUUUUAUUUAGCCACUAUUAGUUACAGAAAGGCUUGUACCUUGAAAAGGGUACAGAAGCAUCCUUUCGAAGGCGAUGCUUUAAGUCAGUCCGAUUCGACGACUUAUUACGAGGAUCUGUUAAGUUGUUCAGAUAAUUCUACCGAUGAAGAGGAGGACAGCGAACCCAUUUUGGGUUUAUGGUUUGAGGAAACCAUCGCACCGUCCGACGAAUCACCUGCGACUGGUACAAAGGAACCCAGUAACGAAACCAGCGCCGAACGAACAGUAACCACUAUUGUUCCUGACAAUCGUGAACCUCACGGUUACAUAUCCCUGGCCACUAAGAUUUUUCAAUUUAUGAAUCAACAUUUAAUCGGUAGUAGAAGCUGUUACGUGCGUGAAUACGUAGUAAACGGCUUGGUUGAACAACAGAUGGUUAUAUUAGCAGCAAUAAUCAGAGAUUUGGAUCAUGAAACUGCUAGAACGGAAACAGGUACAAUCUCGGUAUUCUAUGGUGCAACUUUAGGCACCAUGUACUCUGAAUUCUCUCAAGCUUUGAGCCGCUACACCCACAAUUUACUUGCUCGCAAUACAUUGAGCGAGAGUUUACAAAGCACUCUUUUGCAACAUUUAGGCGUAAAUCCUUGGGCUGGAACGGAAAGUACAACUCCGUACACCUGGCCACUUCAAGUUUAUCCGAGAACGUUAAGCGUACUAGCACAGGUUCUUUUGCUGAAACCUCAGUCAGAAAAAGAAGCGGCAUGCAUAAGUAUAUGGCAUCGAUUGGUGACAACAAUGGUGGAGAACGUGUGCAAUCCACCUUCUACAUUCGAAGCGGAAAAUGAAGAUUUAAACGUGGAACACGCUCAGCUGGUUUUAAUUCUAUUUCAUUCCCUUAAUUUAAUGCAAAAGAAAUCUGUAUUGCUUGUAACUGGUAGCGGCGCUGUACGUUGCAGCGAAGCAGUUAAAACACCUAUGAAAGAUUCUCAGUUAUUACAUUUGUCACGAUUAUUAUUAUUACUCGAAUACAUGAUGAAACACCUUUAUGACGCACCACCUGCGUUACUCGAACAAGUUCAGUGGAAUCUGUUUUCGGCGACAAGUCUGGUUUGUGAUGCAAAAGAUGGUAAUAAACAAACGGCCCGAAUUUUUACCUCGUGGACCGAAAUUGAAGAUAAUUAUCGUAAAUACGGUACCCAAGACGAAUUCUCAAUGAAGCCACGAUUUUACAACCUUUCUACUACGGAUUUCAAUAAUCAAGACACGCCAAAGUUGGAUGGAUUGGCAUGCAACUUCAUUUUGGGCGCACCGGAUAAAAUGAAGUAUCCACUUUUAGUCGACGCGUUAAUAGAUAUCCUGAAUGUUCUGAAUCAGACAGAUAUGCAGAAGAAAAUUAAUAACGACGAUAAAGAAAAAAUGUCAACAUUUUUAGGUCUAUGCGCUAUUCGUUAUUGCUUUUCCAUAUGUUGGCGUUUAUUACUGAUGUUACCACCCUCUACCCCGUACAUGGAUAAACUAGCUCUCGGCGAGGAAAUUCCUGCUGGACCUAUGCUGCUUUACUCUUUGAUUUGGGGGCCUAGAGCUGCUUAUAAAACUUUUACCAGUUGGAUGAAGGAUUACCUGGUUAGGCAAGGAAUGUAUACUCAGUACGCGGAGAAUCUUUUAAAAACUGUAUCGUCUACUGUCAAUGCUCUCAAGUACGAUAUUACGGUGGCAAAGAAUUGUAUCACGGCGCUGAAACCAGAAACUAAUUUCAAUGAUCAGAUAAUGCCAAAAAGCGCAUUACCGAAGCUUAGCUCGUUAUGUAUUUUGGCAGCAGUCAUCGGUAAAUUGCAAGUUCUUUUCGACGAAAGUAUAUCAAAAAAUCAAAACGAGAACGUGGAAAGUUCAAAAAAUGCACAAAGUUCGGAACCUGCAAGUACGAAUACGAAUACGAAUACGAAUACAAAUACGAAUACAAAUACGAAUACGAAUACGAAUACAAAUACGAAUAUAAAUACAAAUACAAAUACAAAUACAAAUACAAAUACAAAUACAAACAAAAUGAUGGUUAGUAUUCUUCCUCACGUUCUUUCUCUAACCGAGGCUAUCUUGGCCUCGUGUCGAUCAAGUAUACUUCAUCAAAUGAUCGAGUCGUUAGAAGAAGAGGGUAAAUAUGGUCAACGAGACUAUUUGGUACUCGAUGAUAUAAUUGCGAUGGCGGGUGCAAACUGGGCAACCGAAGCAUCCUUGAUCACUUUUCUACCAAACUCUGUAAAAUUAGUUCUCGAUAAAUGGAAAGCCAUCAACGUUACUUACAUACCAUGGAAUACCUACGCGAAUGAUAUUAUACCGGCUGAAAGUUACAUUCUGAUAACUGUGAAUCAUCAUGUGAGCUCGCUUUCCGAAUAUCCAACAUUUUCUAUUAAUCCAUCUCUGAAGAAUUUGUUGCACAGCUUGGUUGCUUUUAUAGUAGAAUAUAUUACUCCUAGUACUGCACCGGAAAACUCGGAGAUACGUUCUCAGGCGCUGAAUAUUCUUGUCGCAUUAUCUAUGGACGCUCGUACGGAUUACCUUCAAGAUAUGACCAACAAGGCUUUGACAAAAAUGUUAGGCGAUACCGACAACGAAACGCGACAGUUACGGGAACAUUUGUUUAUAUUGCGUGACACGUACAAUUUGAUAAUCGAAUAUACCAAUGAUUCCCAGGAUCCUGUAAAUAUCACGAUAGAUGAGAAAAUUUUGAAACGGUGUAUCAAAUAUUGGGAACAGUUGUUGGAAAAGCCAGUUGGAUGUAAAGCUUUGGAUUUAUUCUUUGCGCCCAAUACCAAUCGGUCUCUUGUUUCUGUAUUACUCUGUAUAACGUCUUCACAGUCGUCUCAACAAUUCGCUACAUACGUUUUACGUUUCUUCAACACGCUAUUCAGAACAGCUGAAAAAGGAAAUUACGGAUCAUUGGAACGUCUUUGUGGAUCUGUAUCGAACCUAGCUCACGUAGAAACAGAGAAAUUACAAACAUGGUUAAAACAAGUCAUCUUAGGAGCAACAAGUAUUUCCCCAAGCGCAUCAUCGACCAAUGUUCAAACACCUACGGUAGUAACCUCAAAUGCGUUGGUUGCCGUUAGUGGAACAGGGACAACAGAUGAUGCAGAAAAAGCUGACGAAGUUAGUAACGCGCCGAAUAACGAACAAGAUCAGUGGUUGAUCUUGUUGCCAGAUGAUUCUGUAAGUAAUAAUCAAUCGGCAAGCAUCACUGAUGAUCAACAGCAGCAGCAGCAGCAACAGCAACAACAGCAACAGCAAUUACAACAACAACAACAACAACAACAACAUUCGAUGCAUGAAAACAGCCGACUUUUGCGAGCACUCACGAAUUACAUAGUAAAAGAAAAAAGUAGCGUGGACGAAGGUGUACCAGUGACGAUUCUUCGAGCCCUUAUACCAUUGGCUUAUCAUAUUCUUUCCCCAACGAUCGAGGGCAAUGGCUUUUCAGAACUGAUGAACGUCAUGUCGACGUUAGCAGAUGCCGGUUCCGAAAAGGGUCAUACUUUAUUGUUUAAAGCUGCGAUCGAAUGGAUCGAAUUAUGCAAAGAACAAUUGAUGAAUAAAGAUCUUCAGAGUUUGGAUAAACCAUUGCCGUUCGUCGAGGCUGGUUGCUGUAUAUUGAAUUAUAUAGCAGAUAUAGUAAGCGCGAUUUCUCCUCAAUCGAUAUAUUCUCAAGAUCGAGCAACAAGUCCACCCUGGGAGGGUGGUACGCCGGUAAACGACGUAAAUGACAGCGACUGGGUGGAUGAAAUUCCACACGAAGACGAGGAUAGCGCUGCCGAGGAUUCCGACGAGGAUAGCCUUUGUAACAAACUCUGUACGUUCACGAUCACGCAAAAGGAAUUUAUGAAUCAACAUUGGUAUCAUUGCCAUACUUGCAACAUGGUAGACGGGGUCGGUGUUUGCACAGUCUGUGCUCGCGUCUGUCAUCGCGGGCACGAUGUAACUUAUGCGAAAUAUGGAAAUUUCUUCUGCGAUUGCGGAGCGAAAGACGACGGUUUCUGCCAAGCAUUGACGAAAAGAAGUCCUCAAACGUCGGAGCACCAAGGUGGUGGUGGUGUCGGUGGUGGUAACGCCGCGGUUGCUGUUGGCGGUGGAAGUAGUACAGCUGUUUCCACCAGUGGUUCAACCGGCGGGGGUGUCACCGCUGGUCCCAGCAGUUACAGCAAUGCGCACAAACAUUCCUCUCAAGAUAAUCGCGGCGAUCUGUUCCUCACGAAUAGUUUGCGACGAAGAACUUCCAGCCCAUUUUAUUUCUCUGACAAACAGGAAAAACAAGGACGCGAUAAACAAAGGCACGCGUAUUUAGCGAGGCAGCUUGAAUCAUCGAAAGAGUGGAUACAAAGUCAUCUCUGGAAGGCUGGUUUAGUUUCAUCGUUGGUAGAUUUGACCGGUACGUUGCUACCAGUGGUGGAUGCGUCAUGCAAAAAGAACUCGGCGGUUGGUUGUCACGCGCGUGCUCAAACGGCACUGAAACAAUUACAUACGAUGGAUAAAAAGUUUGAAUACACCGAUCAAUUGACGCUUCCGACAUUGGGAUCGCAAGAGGGUGCAUUUGAAAAUGUUCGAAUGAACUAUUCUGGAGAUCAGGGACAAACCAUCAGACAAUUAUUGUCCGCGCAUAUGAUACGUCGAGUCGCAAUGUGUUGUCUGUCCUCGCCAAACGGUAAAAGGCAGCAUCUAGCGGUCUCGCAUGAAAAAGGGAAGAUAACGGUGUUACAGUUGAGCGCUCUGUUAAAACAACCCGAUUCGUCGAAAAGAAAACUGACCUUAACUAGGCUCGCUUCGGCGCCUGUACCUUUUACCGUACUCUCCAUAACUGGUAAUCAAUGGAACGAAGAUUUCCUGGCCGUUUGUGGUUUCAAAGACUGUCAUGUAUUAACCUUCAAUACAUCUGGAACGGUCUCUGAUCAUUUAGUUUUGCAUCCUCAAUUGGAAACUGGUAAUUUCAUAAUAAAAGCGAUUUGGCUGCCUGGAUCGCAAACUCAGCUGGCAUUGGUCACCGCGGACUUUGUCAAAAUUUAUGAUCUUGCUAAGGACGCGCUUUGCCCUCAGUAUUACUUUUUAGUACCGACUGGAAAAAUACGGGACUGUACGUUCAUGUACUCCGAAGACGGUGUAUUUUACUUGUUAAUAAUGUCGUCGGCUGGAUACAUUUACAGUCAAGUAAUGGACGAAGAAAGUUUAGCGAAACACGGGCCGUUCUACGUGACCAAUACCCUUGAUAUCUAUCAUCCGGAAAUAAAGGAUACUGGUCAAGUUGGCGGUGGUGGUGUAUCAAUUUAUUAUUCCCAUGCUUUGCAAUUGCUUUUCUUCAGUUACACGGGUGGUAAAAGUUUCAUCGCGCCUCUCAAGUACAUGGAUACCGAACUAACGACCGUUUUCCAAAUCAAUCUCGCUGGUAAUAAAAGUUCGAACGGUAACAAAUCGAAUAUCAAUCAACCACAACCACUCUGUCAAUGGAGCGAGGUAGCAAAUCAUCCUGGACUGAUUUGCUCAGUUAUACAAACAACAAACAAUCCUGUUAUAUUGAUGAUCAAACCGGACACGAUAAUGAUUCAAGAGAUUAAAGUGAUCCCAGCAAAGGCUAAAAUAAUGGAUAUGGUUGCUAUAAGACAUCCGAGUUCGAACGGUGAACACCGUACAACCUUGAUAUUAUUAUGCGAAGAUGGAAGUCUAAAGAUCCAUAUGGCCGGAAUGGAACAAACCGGAUACUGGAUGUCAUCCAUGGUUCAACCAAUCGGUACGUUAUCAAACGUAAAACCAGCUCGAAAAAAGAAAACAACCAAGACUGGAAAACCUUCGAAUUCCAUCAGUUUUCCCAUUGAUUUCUUCGAACAUUGUCAAGUGAUGAACGACGUUGAAUUUGGUGGCAACGACUUGUUGCAAAUUUACAAUGUAGCCCAAAUCAAGCAUAGAUUAAACACCACCGGCAUGUACGUUGUUUCUACAAAAGCAAUGGGAUUCAACGUUGAAGUUACCAAUAACGAUCCUGUUUUGGUAAUGACUGGAAUUAGGAUACUCCUUGGAAAUCAAGAUAUUCAGAGGGCCCCAGUUUAUAUAGAGGUAUUUGGUAGGAGCAUAUACACAACACUGAAUAGAAGCCGAUGGUUUGAUAUUCCCUUAAUGCGGGAAGAGAGUCUUCAAGCUGAUAAAAAGUUAACCAUCACGUUUGGACCGUCUCAAGAUCCUGAGGGUGUCAUUAUGGUGGAUUCCAUUAAAAUAUACGGUAAAACGAAAGACGCGUUUGGUUGGCCGGAAGAGAUAGAGGAUGUUCCAUCUGGUCAGUCUACAUCUGCACCAGUAACCGCUAUAAACAAUGAUACGGACAGUGCUCUGGUUGCACCUGCUCCUUUAUCGUCUGUUGAUAGAAUGGUUGCGGGCAUGUUGGAAGUACUGGAAUUGUCCUUCAAUAUUCCUACCAACGAUGAAAACAAAUUAUCGUUAAAGGCUACGGCUGUCGACGUGGCGUCAAAGUUGUUAAUAUUGCCGACUCCGCCUUUGGUGCAAAUUCAUACAACUGCUCUUCUUGCGGCAUUGCAUUCAUCCAAACAGGCAUAUCAUCUCCAUAAGGAUCAUGUGCUACUCUCUCAUGUACUAGAUUCGUUAAAAACGAUGCGAGAGCUGAAUGACGCGCGGGACAUUGACGCGGAAAACUAUUACAGGCUUGUAUUGAUUGUUCGAAGUAUUUCCGUUUCACGACCACAAAACCUUGCUAAAUUUACCGAUCAGUAUACAAAUAAGUCGAUAGACGAGACAAACAUAGCUAUUUUUGAAAAGGAUCGACAAAAUGUUAGCCAAUCCUGCAAAACCGUCGAUGGAAACCAACAGCACUUGAUCGUUCAGCUUAUGGAGAUACUGUGGGCUUUGCAUAUGGCGUAUCCAAAGAAUAUGGCUCUGGCGCCUGUUGUAGUCCCAGGACUGACUCAUGCCGAAGGAACGAUUCACGCGAUAGUUGAAAUAAUCCAUGCAUUCACCACGUGUGACGUUGAGAAAAAUGUUCCCUUGGCUGCUAAACUAUAUCUACAGUUGUUACUCUCAUCCGAUACCAUGAUCAGUUUUACCGCUAAACAGGCGAUAAUUCGCGUUCUAAGACCAAGAUAUAAGAAAAGAAGAGUUUACAUACCAACUCCACCCAAUUGUAGUACUCCAGGAACAGCCGUAGAUGGUGAAGAAAAGCCAUCAUCCUCCUCCGGACAAUCGCAUCGAGAGGCGAUAGCAGUAGCGUCGUCCGCUUCAACCCCUAUUCCGGCACCGACAACAUCAUCGGCUGAAACUGAACAACAUUUGGAGGUUGAUUCUGUAGGAUCGGUGGAUCCUCUAGCGGUGGUGCUAGCUGCGGAGAACAAUCAAGGAUCUAGUUCAUCUGCAAGCGGUGCUGCGACGACAUCCACUGCUACGAUUAGAAACGCGACUGGUAGCAGUAGCGCUGCUGCCAGCAGCAGCAGCGGAUCAGCGACUACAAGAGGGGCUGUAAAUUCCUUUGAAACGUUACUAAGCUCCGGAAGUUUUUCACAAAUAUUAGACGUACCACCAGACACCGACGACGAGGCAAUGAUGGAACUAGCGAUCGCGCUUAGCUUACAAGAUGAGGGAGGAGGUGCCGAUUUGCAAGUACUACGACAAGGAUUUCAACAAAACAUAUCCACCAACUUACAAGGCCUGGAGAACCUUCAAAACUUGAGUGGACCAGCAUUGCAGAGUCUACAAACGUUAGCAGCACAGGGUUUGGUUCAAGUUCAAACCACCAGUCAACAGAGUCAGGAAGGUGGAGGACAUUAUUCAGAUACGACAGCAUCUGCUGGUGGUUCUGACGACGAGGGAUCAACUGCCGCUACCGAUGGUAGCACGUUAAGGACAUCUCCUGCAGAACAAGGCGGUAGUGGUGGUAGCAAGGGUAGCGAGAGCGGUGGAAGCGAAAGCGGAGCAAGUGCUGUAGACAGUAUGACGGGGGAACAUAACGUAUCGGGAAGGAGUUCCGCUUACGGCGACAAUGGUCCCGACUCUAUACCUCCGAUCGGAGGAAUUACAGUCAACCACCAAGCACCACGUACUGAAAUUAAUUCCGUCGGUGUUCCCACGGCUUUCACCGUUAUCGAACAAGAAGAAGGUACGGAACAGGAGCACGUUACCGAACAGGAAAAUGAUACCAGUUGCGAAAAUACAGCAAAGCUGCAUACCGUUCGCUUGCUGUUACUCGACAAACUUAUGCAAUUUAUACCAAAUUUAACAAACGUACCCGGUGUCUUGGCAAUCCCAUUUAUGCAGGUUUUAUUAAUGUUAACGGCCGACUUGGAUGGACAAGACGACAAAGACAGAGCUUGCGUCGAACGACUGCUUCGAAUAUUAGUAAAAGAAUUAGAAAUGGAUAAACCGGAUACAACAAAUAUAUGUCAGCGCAGUAAUAAGAGAGAAGUUCAUUUGGUUAUUAUGCGACUGUUAAGUGUUUUAAUGUCUCGUUCAAAGUAUACUGCUAAAACACAGAGCGAAAAUUCAAAUUUCGUUUCUCAAAUGGCAGCUGGAAUACUCAGCAAAGCAGGAGUAAUUGACUAUUGUUUGACGUUAUUGAAAGCAUUGUUGGAAUAUUGGAAAACGACAUCGACGGAGGAAACAGGAACUAUUCUCGGCGGCCAAUUACUUAAAGAACAUCUCACGACUUCGCUACCAGAUAUGUCACCAUUCUUUUUGCGGCAACACGUGAAAGGUCAUGCCGGUGACAUAUUCGAACCGUACCCUCAGUUAUUAACUGAAAUAGUAUUGAGAUUACCUUAUCAAGUGCACAAAUAUGCAGAAAAUAAUUCAUCACAAGCAGCGUUUGAACAGCCAUGGUACUUUUACCUGUGCGAAUACAUGAUGUCGUAUCAAACGCCUCUGGUUAGACGUCAAGUACGCAAGUUACUUCUUUUCAUCUGUGGUAACAAAGAAAAGUACAGACAGUUACGGGAUUUGCACGCUCUAAUUUCCCACGUUCAGUCGGUACAGCAGUGUUGUACCGCCGGCGGAUUUGACCCUCUUCAAACGCGUCCACAUUCCAUCAAUUUGCCGUACGAUUCUUUGGUGGAAUUAAUCGAACACCUGAAAUGUUGCGUCGAGAUUGCUACAAGCCGUACGGGAAAUUGGCAACGAUUCUGUUUGAAACAGAACACAGUGCUGUCUUAUCUGUUUACUAUAUCAACGCUGUUAGACGAGGGUGUCAGCCCUACGGUGUUGCAGCUAUUGCAGUGCGCUAUAUGUUCGAGUAACAAGUCGAAGGAGACGAAGGAUAGUAAAACGAAGGAGUCGAAAGCAGCAAGUGCAGGAAGCAAAGAGAGACGAGAGCGCGAAAAGUCUGAAGAUUCUGAUACGGAAGCUAAAUUCGAGGAAACUCAGUGCUUAGCUUUAGUUGAACAGAUUCAGAAGCAAGUAUCUCCGAGUCUGCUAACUAGAUUCAUUCAGACUUUUUUACUUGAAACGAACAAUACCAAUGUACGCUGGCAGGCUCAUUCUCUGAUACUGGCUAUUUACAAAAAUUGCAAUCCAGCUGAUCAAGAGAUUUUGCUAGAUUUGUUGUGGCGUCUGUGGCCCCUGUUGCCUGCAUACGGCAGAAAAGCAGCUCAGUUCGUGGACUUGUUGGGAUACUUUUCUCUGAAGACACCUCAGGCGAACAAGAAGAUGCACUGUUACAUGGAGCAAGCAGUUGCGGUUUUAAGAGCACAAAAUCAGUUGCUUGCGCGUCACCCGAACGCGAAUCUCUAUGCAAAUUUGGCUCAAUUCGUCGAAUUGGAUGGCUAUUAUUUGGAGAGCGAACCCUGUUUGGUGUGCAACAAUCCCGAAGUUCCAAUGACGACGAUCAAACUUUCUUCGAUCAAAGUCGAUUCGAAAUUCACGACAACGACGCAGAUUGUGAAAUUAAUUGGUAGUCACACGAUCAGUCGAAUCACUCUUCGUAUCGGUGAUUUAAAGAGAACAAAGAUGGUGCGCACGAUCAAUAUAUAUUACAAUAAUCGCUCGGUUCAAGCGGUGGUCGAGUUGAAAAAUAAACCUGCCAUGUGGCACAAAGCGAAGAAGAUAACGUUAGCUCAAGGACAAACAGAGAUCAAAAUGGAGUUCCCUUUACCGAUCGUUGCUUGUAAUCUAAUGAUCGAAUACGCGGAUUUUUACGAGGACAUUCAAGCUUCUUCCGAGACGCUUCAGUGUCCACGUUGUUCAGCGAACGUACCAGCAAAUCCAGGUGUCUGCGCAAAUUGCGGAGAGAACGUGUUUCAAUGCCACAAGUGUCGUGCAAUCAACUACGAUGAGAAGGAUCCGUUCUUGUGUCACGCCUGUGGUUUCUGUAAAUACGCGAAAUUUGACUACACGCUAACCGGAAGACCCUGUUGCGCCGUCGAUCCGAUCGAAAGCGACGACGAUCGGAAGAAAACUGUAGCAACGAUCAAUGCUUUGCUCGAGAAAGCUGACAGGGUGUACAAGAAUUUAAUAUCGAAUAAACCGACUUUGGAAAUGUUGUUGGUUAAAAUAUCGGAACAUCGGUUGGAUCGCACCCUCGAAGAUGGUGGCAGUAGCAGCGCUAUUCAGGUGUCUAGCGGAAGUACACAAGUAAACAGAGCCAUACAACUGCUCGCUCAAAGAUAUUGUGGCGAAUGCAAAACUUCGUUUGAAGAAUUGAGCAAAAUCAUACAAAGGGUAUUGGCUUGCCGACGAGAAUUGGUAGCAUACGACCGACAGCAACGAGGUCAGAUGGUAACCGGCAGUGGUAGUAGUUCCUCUAACACCAUCACCACCACCACCACCACCACCACCAUCGUUAUCGCUGAUUCAUCAAAUCCCAAGGAAGAAUGUUUGAGAACAUCGACAUCGACGUCGACAGCGGCAGCGACGUCAACGACGUCAACGACGGUGACAACCACAAACACAACCACGACGUCGAUAAGCAGUAGCUCAGCGAGUACACCAGCCGCGAUCGCAACUGUGAAUCCUCAGAGUAUAGGUCGUUGUUACGGUUGCGCUACCGCAGCCACGGAACACUGUCUCACCUUGUUACGGGCUCUGGCUACCAAUCAAGUCGCUAAAGACGUGUUGUGCAAACAGGGCUUGAUUCAAGAACUGGUCGAACAUAAUUUACGCAAGGGUACGGUUCAGAUGCAGGAAGAGGUGAGACAGUUGCUUUGUCUCGUAACUACGGAUAACGCUCAAUCCACUAAAGAACUGUGCUCUCUGUUGACCGGUCGUAUCACGUUGAUGCUUCGUGGUCGAGUCUCUACUUCGGACCUGGCACUGGCGGUACGACACGAAAUGGCUCUAUUGGCUGCCCUUAUUCAAAAGGAAGAUGCAUGCUGGGAGCAAAAACUUCGCUGCAUCAUGCAAUUGUUCCUAAUGGCUUGCAAGGAAUCAAAAAGCCCCGUUGUUAUGGAGAGUAUCAUUUUACCCUGCUUAAAGAUACUCCAGGGCCUGGUGAAACCGGAGCAACCGGUCUCGAAAAAGAACAAAGACAAGAGUAUAGAAUCAUUGGCAACCGUACAGGUGCCCGAAUGCGUGACCAUCGAUGUGGGGAAAUGGUUAAACGGGGACCCAAAGCAUUCCUAUUCCGAAUGGAUUCGUCGUAUGCCACAAAGCAAAAAGUCGACGGAAUCGACGACGAAGCCGUUGAAGAAGGAGGAAACACGAGUACUCUAUUUAAUGGAAAAAUAUGGACACAGAUGGCGUAAUAGAUGCAAUAGAAGGCAACAACAGCAAGGUGUUCAGCCAUUGAAAUUGGCCGAUGGCGCUUGGCUGAAGGAAGUCCUAUUCAAUCCGAGUUCUCGACUAGCUCGACAAGUCGCCUGCAACAUGAUCGAGAGUCUCUGUCAAGGAACAGAACGGAAGAAGGAGGUGUUGGUAUUGUUGACCUGUUACUUGGAAGAGUUGCGUACAGCCGGCGAAAGUAGCACCGAAUUUCUCGCGUUGUACCAAAGUUUGAUACGGCAACCACCGUGGAAACAGUUCCUGGCAGUACGAGGGGUGAUGACAUUGCUCGCCGAUCUUCUGACCAGGGAAAUCGAGGAGCUCCACCGGUUGGAAGAAACGACUCUGACCAGUGAUCUGGCUCAAGGUUAUUCCCUGAAGAUGCUUACAGAAUUGAUGGCUACGUUCCUCGAACAGGAGAACAUAAAACAACAGUACAAGGGUCGGCUGGUAGCCGCUGUUCUCAAUGGUUAUUUAUCCCUGAGGAGGCUGGUCGUUCAGCGAACGAGACUGAUCGACGACACGCAAGAGAAACUGCUCGAGCUUCUCGAGGAGAUGACCACCGGUACCGAGGAGGAGACGAAAGCGUUCAUGGCGAUCUGCGUGGAAACGGUGCAAAAGUACAGCGUCGAGGAUGUACGUACACCGGUGUUUAUCUUCGAACGGCUAUGCUCGAUCAUUUAUCCAGAGGAGAACGACGUAGGUGAAUUCUUUUUAACCCUCGAGAAGGAUUCGCAACAAGAAGACUUUCUUCAAGGCAGAAUGUUGGGAAAUCCUUACAGCAGCCUCGAACCUGGAUUAGGGCCGUUGAUGAGGGACGUGAAGAAUAAAAUCUGUCAGGAUUGCGAGCUAGUCGCUCUGCUGGAGGACGACAACGGAAUGGAACUGUUGGUGAACAACAAGAUCGUCAGUCUGGAUUUACCGGUGAAGGAAGUGUACAAAAAGAUUUGGGUAAUGGAGGGUGGGGAAUGCGACGCGAUGCGUGUCGUCUAUCGAAUGCGAGGAUUGCUCGGUGACGCUACCGAGGAGUUCGUUGAGAGCCUGAACGCUAGCAGCGAACAGGAAGUGAACAACGAGGAAGUUUAUAAAAUGGCGAACGUUCUUGCCGAGUGCGGUGGCCUCGAGGUGAUGCUGAAUCGUUUAGCGGCCAUCCAGGAUGUGAAUCGAGCCCGUCCGCUACUUCAAGUUCUCCUCAAGCUGUUUCGUCUAUCGGUAAAGGUGAAGAGGAACCAGGAGGUGUUGAGCAAGCCAGAACUCGGAGCGGUAACGGUGUUGCUCGACGUGCUGCAACGUUGUCUUGCCACCGAAUCAGACAAUUCCCAGGCAAAGGUUACAGAACAGCUGUUGGACAUAAUGGAAACGAUUUUAACGCACGCCGCCUCGCAACCCCUCUCAACGUUUGAGAUAUUCUCCCGUACAUUGGGCGGACCGGAACACGUAAAGGCCCUUCUAUCUUGCACCCAGUCGACCGCUGUCAGACAAAGUAGCAACGUAUUGGCUCACGUUGCCCGCGUAUUGGCAGCGCUUACUUACGGGAAUACCGAGAAAAUGGCCCUGCUUUACGAUUACUUCAAGCCUGUCCUGAACUUUUAUAAAUUCGACUUUGAACACACGCCGGAUGACGAGCAGAAGCUCGAACUCUUCUGUAUUCUAACCCAAGCUAUCGAGCGCAACGCAAUCGGUAAUACACUGAAGGAUUACAUGAUCGGCAUGGGAAUCGUCGAACACGCCUUCGAGUAUAUAACCGUACACGCCCCUUGCGUAAAACCCACGCUCUUGAGAACGGACAGCGACGAGCUGAAGGAUUUCAUAUCGAAGCCGGCCCUAAAAUACAUUCUACGCUUUCUUACCGGCCUAGCAACCGAUCACGAGCCCACGCAACUCGCUGUCUCCCAGGUGACCAUCAGCAUCAUUCACCGACUCGAACAGGUAUCCUCGGACGAGCACGUCGGCUCGUUGGCGGAGAAUCUAUUGGAAGCAUUGUGCACCAACAAACGCGUCGCUGAAUUGAUCGAGGAGGCUCGACAACAUACUCGUAGCGAGAAGAAACGCUUGGCAAUGGCCAUGCGAGAGAGACAAUUGGGCGCGUUGGGAAUGCAAACAAACGAUAAGGGUCAAGUAAUGGCUAGCGGAACGAUUCUUCAACAAAUGGAAGAUCUAGGAGACGAAACAGGGUUAGUUUGCGUUAUCUGCCGGGAAGGGUACAAAUUUAAACCGAACAUGGUUUUGGGCAUAUACACCUUCUCGAAACGUUGCAACGUGGAAGAGUUUGAAACGAAACAGAGAAAGACGGUAGGCUACACAACUGUUACCCACUUUAACGUCGUUCACGUUGACUGCCAUAUGUCGGCGGUAAGAUUAGCGCGCGCCAGAGACGAAUGGGAAAGCGCGGCUUUACAAAAUGCCAACACCAAGUGUAACGGACUGUUGCCGUUAUGGGGACCUCAAGUUUUAGAAUCAGCUUUCGCUGGUUGCCUAGCCAGACACAAUACCUAUCUACAAGAGUGUACCAGCCAUCGAGAUAUAUCCUACCCAUCCACCGUUCAUGACCUGAAAUUGCUAUUGCUACGAUUCGCUCAAGAGAAAAGUUUCCACGAGGAUAGCGGUGGAGGAGGACCUCAGUCGAAUAUGCAUUUGCUUCCGUAUCUCGUUCACACGGCUCUUUACGUAAUUAACACCACAAGAGCAGCAGCUCGAGCAGACAAAACAUUAAUGGGAUACUUGGAAACACCUCCUGGACCUAGCUGGCUCGAGAGUUGUUACGAAGCCGAAGGACCAUUUUACCAAUGCACCAUGUCACUUUUGCUUCUUACACCAGCCCGCUGGAAUACCCAUAGACUUGCUCAUUUCAAUAGAUUGAUUAUUCUUGCUCAUCAACGAUACAUUUCACCGUCAGCUGCGACCAAGACCAUUGCCGAUGUAACCGUGAAGCAUUACGCGGUAUACAAAAGCGCGUUCAUCUUUUUUGGGCUAAUCGAUUCUAUUUAUGCCAAUUUCUUCAAGAAAGUCAACGUAUCGACAGACGAUCAAUGGCCAUCGGUUUUGGCCGAAUACAUCAGACAUAACGAUGAAGCUAUGCUAAAGGCAUCGGAACGCGUACUUGCUACUUAUCGCGACGAACUCUUACCUUGUACAUCUUUCGAAGAAUUUUCUGAUGUUCUCGGCUUGUUGGAAGAUAUAACAAAUCCUUCUACGUACAUAAGCGACCUUUUGCAAAGACUUGGUUAAGCAAUAAUACGAAUGGUGUUAAAAAGAGUCCUCCAUUUCCCUUUUAACUUUUAACAUAAAUAUCACCAUUUAAUGCGUUAAACUUCCGAAUUCCACGUUUCUUUUACUUUCGUUGCUUUUCAGUAUAUAAAAUAAUAUUAAAGAAAAAAAAAAAAAUAAUAAUAAUAUAUAUGUCGCUCGUGUAUAUCUUCUUAUAGGUCUCUUUUUUGCUAAAUCACCGAUUGCUUUGACCUCAAUUGUUCCGAUUAAUAUACUCGCACCGCUGUGUACAUUGCGGGUGAUCCUUUUUGCUUUCGGUAGGAUAUAAAAAAAAAACGUUCAGUAUAUCGCGUGGUGUUAUUACUCGAUUCUAUGAUUGUACGUUUAAAAAAUGAAAACAAAUAUGUGCUUUAAUAAAAAUACGAAACUUUAA
Molecule: messenger RNA, 17113 nt
Organism: Osmia lignaria (orchard mason bee)
Lineage: Eukaryota; Metazoa; Arthropoda; Insecta; Hymenoptera; Megachilidae
Source: RefSeq, a predicted model, not a curated record